AUGAACGGCUUGGUACAGACGUUGGCGUCCUGCCUGACUCAGAGCUCUUCUUCAUUGAUAAGGAAAGCGGAGCCAGUGCGCCAGAUCCGACCCGUAGAGAUUGACGACCCAGGCUGCUCGUACAAUCCAGACAGGGAGCAGCAUGAGGCAACCGUCGCACAUGCAGUGGCUGUGGAAGUGCAGAAAAACAUCGACGCUGACAUGCGUGCAAAGGAGCCGCAAAAGCAAGCUGGCUGGGAGCCCGAGACGGAUCCUUUGCUCGAGUAUCAGGUGGAGGAAGUUGAUGGAGACAGUGAAGAGGAGCACAGUGGACAAGAGGAAGGCUCUGUACCCAGUAGGCGACCGAACAAGAAGACGAGGACCGUCCGCAACAAGGAAGCGAGGGUGAAGGAGCAGGAAGUUGAGAUGGCAGCCAAGCAGAGGCUCAAGCAGCAGAGGCGAGAGCUGCAGAACCUGGACAGCAUUGGGCAGGAAAUAAGCGAGGCGGAGCAGGAAAGGGAGCGGCGGCAGCAGCGGCGGGAAAGGAUGAAGGCCGAGAAGGCGCUGAUUGCGCCCCCGCGCCUGGGCAAGGUCAAAUUUCAGGAAGCGCCUGUGCAGGUCCUCCUCACCUCAGAGAUAAGCGGCAGCCUGCGCAAGUUGAAACCCGCAGCGAUGCUGGCGCGUGAGCGCUUCAACAGCCUGCAGAAGAGAGGCAUCAUCGAGCCCCGCGUGCGUGCCCUGAAGAAGCAAAAGCGCAAGAGGAUCGAAUUCACGCAUGGGCAGCGCGGAGAGAAGAAUCGCGAGGCGCAGAAAGAGCUCGAUGCGCAAAGGAAGGCUGGCAAAAAGUGAUGUUGUGUUGAAGACAUUUGGCUUUGAGUUGCACAGCUCAAAGGCUUGGCUUGCAUCGUGUCAUUGCUUCUGUACCAGUAUGUUGUGGGAUAGACAACAGAGCGGGAUAGCAAGCCACAGACAUCUAUGCAAGUGUGCAGGACAUAUCCUUGAAGCUACCAAAAUAGAAGUGCUAUUUACGUGAGAAUGGGAGCAACUAGGACACAGUCUAGAGUGUCUAGGCAUACAGAAAUUACAAUAAUAUUAAUGUACAAUUACGUUAUGGUAAAUGAACCGUCAAAGGAAACAUGCCAUCACUGCGCGGUAGCUUUGGAUAUCAUGGUGGGGGCCUGCAGGUGUUGCAUUCACGACAAGCAGCAACCACCGUGCAAGGCCCCUGCGUUUCCCAAAGACACAUUACCAUAGUCUUAGAGAUUAAACCUUGAAUUUCAAGGGCUUUUAACAAAGAAGCUAAAUGUACAGUAUACCGACCAUAUCUGACAUUCCCCCAAGCAGCCACGUAAAUACAGCAACUUGCCAAGUAUUGCACUGCCAAAGAUCUUUGACGAUUACCAGAUCCGCAGGGCUGGCCAGAUGAAGUCUAGACCAUAACAGAAAAGAACACUAGCACUUUGACAACAAAUUCAAGUGUGCCCAAGUAUCAAAUUCUGAAGAGAUAUCUUGUGCACUCCACCAAUUAUGACUGCCUAAAGAGUCCCAUACUUGUCCCAGAUAGUCUCCUUAACGUUUUGUGCACAUUGAUAGGGGAAUAUAAUGUGGAAC
Messenger RNA from Coccomyxa subellipsoidea C-169, 1590 nucleotides. RefSeq names its product Nop53-domain-containing protein. The record is from RefSeq and is a predicted model, not a curated record. Gene Ontology annotation, cellular component: nucleolus. Lineage: Eukaryota; Viridiplantae; Chlorophyta; Trebouxiophyceae; Coccomyxaceae. Gene Ontology annotation, biological process: rRNA processing; ribosomal large subunit assembly. The transcript has 4 exons. Bases 1 to 828 code for a protein of 275 amino acids. Gene Ontology annotation, molecular function: 5S rRNA binding.